Paramecium tetraurelia is the source of this 1473-nucleotide messenger RNA. RefSeq lists its product as uncharacterized. Lineage: Eukaryota; Ciliophora; Oligohymenophorea; Peniculida; Parameciidae. The transcript has a single exon. Gene Ontology annotation, molecular function: protein binding. The record is from RefSeq and is a predicted model, not a curated record.
AUGGGAUGUUAAUUCAAGAUAGUAAAAAUCCAAAUUCAAUUGUCGAUCUGUAACUGUCACUUAAAUCUGUCUCUCCCUGACGGCGCUACAUUAGCAUCUAGUGAUGGAGACAUCCUUAUCCACUUAUGGGAUGUUGAGACAGGUUAAUACAAAGCCAAAUUAGAGGGACAUUCAUCAGCUAUUUAUUCAAUCAAUUUCUCUCCUGAUGGUACUACAUUAGCAUCUGGUAGUGAAGAUAUUUCUAUCCGUUUAUGGGAUGUUAAGACAGGAUAAUAAAAAGCUAAAUUAGAUGGUCAUAUAGAUCAAGUAUUAUCAGUUUGUUUCUCUCCUGAUGGUAUUAUAUUAGCAUCUGGUAGUGGAGAUAAAUCUAUUCGUUUAUGGGAUGUUAGGAUAGGAUAAUAAAAGGCCAAAUAAGAUGGUCAUUCAGAUUAUGUUAUGUCAGUCAAUUUCUCUCCUGAUGGUACUACAUUAGCAUCUGGUAGUGGGGAUAAGUCUAUCCGUUUAUGGGAUGUUAAUACAGGGUAAUAAAAAGCUAAAUUAGAUGCUAAUUAUGAAAUUGAAUAUGCUUGUUUCUCCCCUAAUGGUACUAUAUUAGCAGCUAGUUGUUAUCAAUCUAUUCAAUUAUGGGAUAUUAAAACAGGUUAAUAAAAAGCUAAAUUAGAUGGUCAUUUAAAUUAUGUUUUUAAAAUCUGUUUCUCUCCUGAUGGUACUACAUUAGCCUCUUGUAGUUCAGAUAAGUCUAUCCGUUUAUGGGAUGUUAAGGCAGGAUAAUAAAAAGCAGUAUUCGAUGAUCAUUCGGAUAUGGGAUACACAAUUUGUUUCUCUCCAGAUGGCUCUACAUUAGCAUCUAGUAUUUAUAACUCUAUCCAUUUGUGGGAUGCUAAGACAGGAUAAUAAUAAACUUAAUUAGAUGGUCAUACAUAUUAUGUUCGAAUAACCUGUUUCUCUCCUGAUGGUACUACUUUAGCAUCUGGUAGUGGUGAUAAAUCUAUCCGAUUUUGGAAUGUUAAGACAGGAUAAUAAAAAGCCAAAUUAGAGGGCCAUUCUAAUGAAAUUCUAUCAGUCAAUUUCUCUCCUGAUGGUACUACAUUAGCAUCUGGUAGUUCAGACUGUUCUAUUCGUUUAUGGGAUGUUAAGACAGGAUAAUAGAAAGCCUAAUUGGAUGGCCAUUUCUAAAGGGUUAGAUCAGUUUGUUUCUCUCCUGAUGGGGAUAUUUUAGCAUCUGGUAGUGAGGAUAAUACUAUACGUUUUUGGGAUAUCAAAUCAAAACAACAUUUCUUAUCUGAAGAAUAGAGUCAUGAGAAAAACUUUGAAAAAUUUAAACUCUCAAAAUUUCGAUCCUAAAUUCUUCUAAAUCAUAGUAUAUAUUGUUCACUAAUUAGCUACCUCCAACAUUACCGUUCUUUUAAUAUCCAACCAGUUUCAUUUUCAAUCAAAAGGUGCCCUAAUCUAUUAAGGAGAAUUUGUUCAUGA